This is a messenger RNA of Synchytrium microbalum, 1473 nucleotides long. RefSeq names its product glycine hydroxymethyltransferase. Bases 1 to 1473 code for a protein of 490 amino acids. Lineage: Eukaryota; Fungi; Chytridiomycota; Chytridiomycetes; Synchytriales; Synchytriaceae. Gene Ontology annotation, cellular component: cytoplasm. The transcript is spliced from 13 exons. Gene Ontology annotation, molecular function: serine binding; cobalt ion binding; glycine hydroxymethyltransferase activity. The record is from RefSeq and is a predicted model, not a curated record. Gene Ontology annotation, biological process: L-serine catabolic process; folic acid metabolic process; tetrahydrofolate interconversion.
AUGUUUUCGAUAACAGCCCGUAGAGUGACCAAAGCCGUAGGAACUCAUAUCAAACAGCAUAAUGUCUGUCAGCGAGCAUGCAUGGCGACCGAUGUCUCGAUUCUUCAAGCCCACUUGAAAACAGUCGACCCAGAGAUUUACAAGAUUAUCGAAAUGGAAAAGAAGAGACAGCGUGAAAGUGUCGUGCUGAUUCCAUCGGAAAACUUUACAUCUCGUGCUGUUAUGGAGGCACUUGGCUCUGUCAUGCAAAACAAGUACUCGGAGGGGUAUCCUGGUGCAAGAUACUAUGGUGGUAACGAGUACAUUGAUAUGGCUGAACGAUUAUGUCAAAAGAGGGCAUUGGAGGCAUACAAUCUAGAUCCUGCAAAGUGGGGUGUGAAUGUACAAGCGUUGUCUGGUGCUCCUGCCAACCUAUACGUAUACAACGCAAUCAUGAAACCACAUGAUAGACUCAUGGGUCUUGAUUUGCCUCAUGGUGGACAUUUAUCCCACGGUUUCCAAACUGAAACCAAGAAGAUUUCUGCGGUGUCCAUCUACUUUGAGUCUAUGCCGUACCGUGUAGAUGAAAAGACGGGCACGAUUGAUUUCGACAUGUUGCAAAAGACCGCAUCUAUUUAUAGGCCUAAAGUCAUUAUCGCUGGCGCUAGUGCUUAUGCCCGUAAUUGGGAUUACCCAAAGAUGAAGAAGGUCGCUUCAAGUGUUGGUGCCUACCUUAUGGCUGAUAUUGCACAUUUGAGUGGUAUGGUUGCUGCAGGAGUUGUACCAUCUCCAUUCAAUGAUGCCGAUAUCGUUACAACAACCACACACAAGUCCUUACGUGGACCACGAGGAGCCAUGAUAUUUUACAGGAAGGGUGUUCGAAGUGUUGACAAGAAGGGCAAAGAAAUCAUGUACGAUUUGGAAAACCCUAUAAAUCAAUCCGUUUUCCCUGGCCAUCAAGGUGGUCCACACAAUCACACUAUCGCUGCAUUGGCUGUAGCAUUGAAAAUGACCAAAGAUCCUGCUUUUGUGCAAUACCAAAAGCAAACACUAUUGAAUGCUAAAGCUAUGGAAGUAGCUUUCAAGAAGCUGGGCUAUGAAAUGGUUUCAGGAGGAACUGAUACGCAUUUGUUAUUGCUGGAUUUGAGACCUCAAGGAAUAGAUGGUGCUCGUGUCGAAAGGAUUUUAGAGUUGGCUAAUAUCGCUGCCAACAAGAAUACAGUUCCUGGUGACAAGAGUGCUUUGAUACCAUUUGGACUUCGUAUGGGUUCACCUGCAAUGACAACACGAGGACUAGUCGAAUCCGACUUUACCAAAAUCACAACAUUCAUUGAUCAAGCCAUCAAGAUAUCCAAGGACGUGUCGAAGGGGUUGUCGAGCACGAAAUUAAAAGACUUUAAAGAAGCAGUGGGUGACGGAUCUAGCAUCAGUGCCAUAUCAGAUUUGAAGAAACAGGUUGUGGAAUUCGCAACUGCAUUCCCUUCCAUCGAAUGA